AUUUUGCUCUACAAAUGGGCUGUUGAUUCUUCAUCUGUAGGGAUUCCAAGGUGCUGAAACCGUGAGAUGACCAAAGAGACGAAUAUCGUGUAGAUUACGCUCUCCUUGAGAUAAAGCAAAUGCUCACUGCCUAUCCACACAUCAAAACAGACCUACUCACUUUUCAUCCUUGCCCUCCGUAAAAGCCAUGCCGACAUACGUAGUCACCGGCGCAAGAGCCGGCAUCGGUCUCGAAUACAUCAACCAACUAAGCAAAUCCUCCUCUAACACAGUCAUCGCCCUCGCCCGCUCCACCUCCCCUUCCUCUUCCCUCUACCUCUCAGCUCUCGAAGCCAUCCGAUCCUCCAGCGUCGCCACAACGCAUAUCCUCGAAUGCGACGUCUCCUCCGAGGCAUCCAUCGCCGCGCUCCCCGGCCGGCUGUCAGCCGUCCUCGACAAGGGCCGUGAAACGACGCCGGCCAAAGUGGACUUCCUCAUCAACAACGCCGCAACGCUGCAAUUUGCGCACCAGACGAGUUUGACGCUUGAUAAAGAGGGGUUAGAUGUGCACAUGGAGACCAACGUCCUUGGACCGGCGAGGAUGGUACAGGUUAUGAUGCCGUUUCUGACUGCUAAGCGGGGUGACGAGGGUAAGAGCGAGGGCGAGGGCGGAGAGCGGAUCGCCGCGGUCGUCGCAAACAUCACCUCCGGCGCGGGAAGCCUGGGAUGGACCAGCGACGGUCGCGUCGGGAUGCUGGCGGGCUACUCCAUCAGCAAGGCGGCGCUGAAUAUGCUGACGGUGCACCAGGCCCGGGAGUUGCGGAGCGAGGGUGUUGUUGUGGUGGCAGUCGAUCCGGGACACGUCAAGACUGCUUCUGGGGGGCCUGGGGCGACGGUUGAGGUGGAGGAUAGCGCGCGGGGGAUAUUGUCGCUGUUGGCUGGGCUCAAGGUUGCUGAUAGUGGGAGGUUCUUUUUGUAUAAUGGGACUUCUGUUCCUUGGUAGAUUUUUGAGAGGUUUAGUUGUUGAGAUGAAGGGGUUUUCUUUCGGGACUCGACUAGUCGUUUUGUUCUAGAGCGGCGUCACUGUACUUAGUCUCCUGCUCUGGGCUUGUAGAUGAUCGAGAAGUUGGUGGAAGCUUUCAGGGGAGGGCUAAGAACAUGUUUGCUUUCAACUUUCAAGAAGGCGGUCGUCAAACUCUUGUAUUAAGCUUGAAUAAACGUCCCUCUAAAAAUCAAAAAUUCCGUGUUUGAGGGUUCAC
Colletotrichum godetiae is the source of this 1238-nucleotide messenger RNA. RefSeq lists its product as uncharacterized. NCBI's taxonomy places the organism in Eukaryota, Fungi, Ascomycota, Sordariomycetes, Glomerellales, Glomerellaceae. The record is from RefSeq and is a predicted model, not a curated record. Gene Ontology annotation, molecular function: oxidoreductase activity, acting on the CH-OH group of donors, NAD or NADP as acceptor. The transcript has a single exon. The coding region runs from base 188 to 982 and encodes 264 amino acids.